GCCAAARCCGAAGACUCCUCGCCCUUAGGAGGCGGGUGCAAAUCAAAAGGCGCCUCACAACUGCACUACCUUCUCAAAAAAGUUAGGCGGUCAAAACACUCCUGUUCCAUGAACAGCUUCCGUUUCUGCCAGUUAUUGUGGCAUCCCCUUACCGAUCAUAAAAUGCCUGUUUUUCGUGAGUCCAUAUUUGMGAAGCUGUAAGAAGCGACAGUGAGAUAUGUAACUUGCUAGCUAAGAACUGUUGUCCGGAAGUGCUUAACCGGAAGUCACCCACACAAAAAAACUAAACAGACUACGUCCAUAUUUCCGUUGAAAAUAAGGUGAAUAGACUGUACUCUACAUGACUCAUACUUCAACUAGCAAAGUAAAUGUUUAGUAAUAGUAUGGGGCUAGAUAAUAAACCACAAGAACAUUCUUGAUGUCUGAAACUUGCGUCCCUGGGGGAAUACCUGGUCACAGAGCCCCCUCCUUCGUCUACCCAUGAUACGAUCCUUGGCGCGUUGAAUUCUGGGCUAUUUACUGUCCUCCCAACUCCGUUCAUUCUCAUCCUACUCCCCGGCUGGAAAAAUGGCCGCUUCAGCGGCAGCGCAGGGCUCAAACCCCGGUCUCUGCCCCAGUUUCGCAGUGGUCUGCUCGUUCCUGGAGCGCUACGGACAAGCCCUGGACCUACCCGAACUCACCUUUCCYCAGAUGGAGAGGUAUCUCCGGGACACAUCGACAGUUCCCAAGCCGCUGGUGGAGCUGCAUGUCAAGCUCCUGAGGAAGCUUGGCAAGUCUGUGUCUGCAGACAAGUGGGAGAGGUACCUGGCUAAGGUAUGCCAGGACAUCAACAGUAGCUGGGCAUGGGAGCUGGAACACAAGGGCUACCAGGAUUUGAGCAUGGAGUGCAAAACCAGCAUCCUCAAAUACCUGUGUGAGAUCCAGUUUGAUGACAACUUGAAGUUCAAGACGUUGGUGAACGAGGAGGAGGCGGAGGCGAUGAGGCUGCAGCCGUUGGGCAGAGACAGACAGGGCCUGAUGUACUGGCUGCAGACUGACGCCCAACACAACAUCCGACUGUACACAGAGGAACAGGAUGACUGGGACGGAUCCACCUGGAGAUGUAUCGUCAGAACCCGGAAUGACUUAGCCGAUGCUUUGGACCUCCUGAAGACCCAGCUGGAUCCAGAACACAAGGAGAAAGAGGAAGGAGAGACGGAGAAAGAGAUGGACAGAGAGAAGGGAGGGUCCAACUGUGCCACACCUGUGGAGAGGGGGAGAAGAGGCAAGGAGGAGGGCGAAGCUGAAGAAGAGGAGGAGGCAAGACAGAUGAGGAAGGCUGAGGAAGACAAGAAGAAGAGUAAAGAGAGAGAGAAGAACGAGGAAGAUGAGGAAAAGCGAGAGAAGAGUAGAUCAUCUUCCUACCCAGAGUCCACUAGUACGGACGUCAACAUGGCGUCUUUAGCAGAGAAGGAAAACCCAACCAAGCUUGAACCGGUAGUCUCAGUGAAGGAGGAKAACAUUGCAGUUGAGAUGAAGGAAGAAAAGGAGAAGAAAGAAGAGGGAGAGAAACAGAGCGGUAGGAAGGAGGAGAGGUCAGAAGUGAUUGACAACAGAGUGAGCACCAUCACUGCACUGGUCAAAGAGGAACCCCAAACGCUUAGCAACUCCCCUAGCAAUGCUGUCUCCGUCGUCAUGGUGCCCAUCUCGGCAACGAUGAAACAGGAAGUUCCUCCUGUGAAGGAGGAAGCAGAGAGGGCGCUGAGGACCGAUCAGCAGGCCAAGAUACCACUGAAGAAGAGAGAGCUCUUUGGCGCCAACCGUCACCAUAGCAACACACAUCACAACAACAACAAUGACAUGCACAGCAACCAUCACAACAACAACAGCCAUAGCAGCAGUACUAGCAGUAGCAUCAUCGUCCGUAACCCUUCAGUAACACAUACCAAGGAGGAGCAGCUGGGGAGGCAGUCAACUCCUGAUGGGGGCCUGGCAGUCCCAUUGCCAGAGGAGCUGACCAAUGGGGGGGCUCCCCUAAACGGGCUUGGAGGGCUCAUAGGGGGUAUAGGUCAUGUGGGGGUCAUCUGCAGGCCGGUGUCGCAGCAACAAGAUGGCGGAUCGGUCUGUACGGAGAGAACCAGACCAGGGUCAGAGGAGGGGGAGGAGAGGGCCAGAGCUCCAGACAAGGAGAGGAGCAGGCAGUCAGUCCUGGUGAGGAAGAGUCCUGGCUGGGGAGAGACUGAAGCCCCAACACCCCUGGAGCCUAGAGGACAGGAGAGACAGGCAGGAGGAGAGGAGAGGGAAGGAGAGAGAGAGAGGAAUGAGCAAGGAGAGAGAUCAAGGGAGAGGUUAGGAGAGGAUGGAAGAGAGAAAGCGAGGGAGAAUUUACAUGGAGACCAGUCUGGAGAGAGGGAUGACAACCCAAAAGAGAAAAAGACUAACCUCCAUGUGGAGAAAAGUGAGGGAUGCCAUGGAACAGAGGAAGAUGAGAAGAAGAAGAGUACCUCAGGAGAGAAGGAGCAGGAGUCAGAUAGCAGCCAGACUGUAGAAGGACAGAAGGUUCAGGAGGACCAGGAAGAGGCCCUCAACACAGACACACCAGCCCAUGCCGGGGUGAAAGGUGCUGGGCAUGGAGCAACAGACCGGCCGGGUCCCCUGGAAGCCUCCUCUGAGCUACAGAAAGAAGGGAUCAGGCUGAAGAUAAAGAUCCCUCCCAACCAGAGGAGAGAGAACGUGAGAGAGCAGAAGGGGGAGGAGCAGGGAGAUGGGAGGUCUCUGCGGAGAUCGGCUCGGAUCUGCAGACCCAGCCCAAACAAGGUGGAGAGGCAAGACGCACCCCCAGGGGUGAGGGAGGAAGAAGAGGAGAAGACUGCUCAAUGGCAAAAGAAGAGAGAAAACCCUGAGGGACAAAGCAGGACUGUGAAGAGCAGACGAAGACAACGAGGCCCCCGCUGGUCAAAUACUCGAGCGAAGAGAUGCAAACCGAAUGAGGGAGGAGCGGAGGAGAGAGGGAGGGAGGAGGGGAGAGGGGGUGGGGGAAGUGGUUGUGAAUCAGAUGACUCUAGCCAAUCAGAGGAGACGCCUAAUGAAGAUCCCUGCAGCCACUGUGGACUCCCCAACCACCCCGAACUGAUCCUGCUGUGUGAUUCAUGUGAUAGUGGUUACCACACCGCCUGUCUCAGACCCCCUCUCAUGGUCAUACCUGAGGGAGAAUGGUUCUGCCCGCCCUGCCAACACAAGCUGCUGUGUGACAGACUAGAGGAGCAGCUGCAGAAUUUGGAUUGCGUUAUGAAGAAAAGAGACAGAGCUGAGAGGAGGAGGGAGCGUCUGGUGUAUGUGGGAAUCAGUGUGGAGAACAUCAUUCCUCAGGAAGGGGAGGAAGAAGAGGAGAAACAGGCGAAAAAGAAAGAUGCAAAAAAUACCAAAAAUCUGGGAAGGAGGUCUACCAGAACCAGGAAGUGUAUCAGCUACAGGUUUGAUGACUUUGAUGACGCCAUUGAUGAAGCGAUAGAGGAAGACGUCAGAGAUGCUGAUGGAGGAGGAGUGGGGCGGGAUAAGGACAUGGCCACCAUAUCGGAGGAGGGGAACGAGAAACGAGGACCAACCACAGCUCAGGCCCCUCCCACCAGGAGCAGGAAGAGGCGGAGACUUAACGACCUGGAGAGCGACAGCACGGCUGCAGAGAGUGAGGAGGAGUUUCAGCUCAGCGCCAGUACGGAGGAGGAGUUUGUAGCGUCAGGUGAUGAGGAAGCAGCCAGUGAUGUGGACAGCUUUGCCAGUGACCCGGGCUUCGUAAGCCAGUCUACACGGGCACAGAGACGGGGACCUAAACAGAGAACCACCAGGACUUCAGCAAAGUGCAAGAAAUGCCCUCGCAGACGGAGGAGAGGAUGGGGGGAGGAGGAGAGUGAAGAUGAGGAGGAAGAGGAGAUAGAGACCAGUGAUUUGAGUGACAGCGAUGAGGACAGGAAGAGGUGUGGUUUAAGGCGGGGCCGGAAGCGGGAGGUGAACUACCGCGAGACGUCGGAAUCCGAGGGUUCCCAGGCAACCACUAAUAAGGACAAGGCCAAAUCCGUCCGUCGUCUCUCCAGCUCAAACAGCGAUGAAUCCUCCCAUUCGAGAGAGUCUGAGGAGGAAGAAAAGAGGGGAAAGAGGUGGAGAGAAGAGGUGGAGGAGACUAGAACAAGGGGAAAGAAGAGGGGAGGAGAGAAGAUGGGCAGAGGGAAGCGGAGAGAGGUGUUGAUAGAACAGCGGAGGAAACAUCUAGCUCUGCUGAAGAAAUGCAUACCCUCCACUAAAGAUGAUGAGGAUGAUAAUGGGGAAUCAGAGUCGUCAUCCGAGGAAGAUCGUCCUAUCCGCAAACGACUUAACCGCAUCGACUCUGAUGAAGAGGGAAAAAAUAAGGAGGAUGAAGAGGAGAAGAAGCUGAGAAAGACGUUGACAAAAGACAAGGAAUCAAACAGCCCUAACAGACAGCAGGCAUCUAGAGGCUCAAUGAAGCCUGGGGCUGAGAGUGCAGCCUUACCCAGGGACAGAGCAGCCAGAGCUGGACAGAACAGCCCCCCACCUCCUGACCAGUCAAACGCAUGAUGACAAACAGACUGUUACUUUUAGUUUUUUUUUUUUUUACUUUCUUGCCUUUCACCAAUGACCUUUCUCAUUACCUCAUCAUCAUCCCUCCUUCCGUUUCUCCUUCCCCUCCUCCCUGAACAGGAUGAGUAACUACUGGACCAAAUGCACUAGCACCAUCCAACACGCAGACACACAACACAAUACACAGCCAGAGGGUGAAGGACUGUCCUGACCUACACCAGACAGACACCCGCCUUAGCUGUUCUGGACUGUACAUAGAUACUCUCUCUGCUCGGCUGCUGAUCCUGUAAAAUGCUAGAUGUUCCCUUCUCUCUUCUGUCUCCUUGUAAAAUAGUGUUCUAUAUUCCAUGAAGGAGAGAGUGAAUGGACUGGAGCGUUUAAUUAUCCCCCAAAAAAGAGAGUUGGAUGUUUUAAACCAAUGGGAGGCUGCUCCUGUUGUUCUGCUGUGAACCAGGAAGAUAACGACUAGAAAGAGAUUCAUACAGGUUGAUUCAUCUCAAAUGGCACUUUGCAGAUUUGACCACAGUUACAACUACAGUUCUGGAUACAGUUGUAGUUAUAGCUACAGUACACUGGGGGCUUGCAGAUGGACACUGGCAAACCUAGCUAUGUUCAGUAAAUCAAUUCACUGUUGGUUGUUAUGUGUUAGUUGAAGUGUACCUCCUCUCACUCAGUGAGGACUGAAUCAUUUCUCCACAAUAGUCUACAACUCUUCAGUCCAGUCUAUACAUUCUACAUCCUACUACUAUUUGAGAAGAUGGGGGCAUACUCGUUAGUCAGAAAAAGGACAAACAAGGAGGGACUACUUAAACUUGCUAAAUGUUUUACUGCUGUGUGCCCUAAUGAAUAUGGCCCCAGGUGUGAAUGCUGUAUCUGGCCCUCAGUCCACUGUCUGUUUUUAUCAUUAGAGUUCUAUCUGAACCGCUUGUAGAUUCUAUCAUUCUAGCUCACUGUUCUUAUGUUGGUUUCUCCCCCCCCAAAAUAUUAAAUCUUUUGAGAUGUUCAGUCUGAAUAAAAAAAAAUCGCCCUGUUUUUCAUCCAGUGUAUGUACAGUAUGUUUAUAGUUGGUGCUGUAACAUAGGUGUUUUAUAAGUUAUUAAAAACCAAUAUUCAAGCAUCUCACAAA
Messenger RNA from Salvelinus sp. IW2-2015, 5698 nucleotides. RefSeq names its product remodeling and spacing factor 1. The record is from RefSeq and is a predicted model, not a curated record. Gene Ontology annotation, cellular component: RSF complex; chromatin. Lineage: Eukaryota; Metazoa; Chordata; Actinopteri; Salmoniformes; Salmonidae. Gene Ontology annotation, biological process: negative regulation of DNA-templated transcription. Gene Ontology annotation, molecular function: histone binding.